AUGUCACUAUUUCUUGGUGAUGAUAAAGAAAAGAUUUUGUUUAUAGCAGUUAUAUGUGGGGACUGUAUCACAUGUGCCGUGAUUCAUUUCGAUGGCGUCCCGUUCCGAUGUGACUUUGAUGGAACUCUAGACGUCAGUGGGAAUGGUGUUGCACCCGAAUGUAAUUGUGCCACGUGCUCCUGUGACGUAGGAUAUCAAAACUGGUGUGGGGCAGAAGCGAGCCUCUCUGAAGGCAUUGAAACACACAUAGAUUACACCACUGAAGACAUUCCUCGACCUACUUCUCUAUCAGGAGCAGAUGAGAGAAUACUUCUCAGUGUAUAUUCUAAAACAUCAUUGGAUGGAGCGUAUGUAGCCUGGUCGGAAUUCUUCGGGGACGGGAGCAUUGGAGGCUGUUCAAACAAUGGCUACUUGGCAUUUAGCUGUUUUCAGUUCCAACAAAUUCGUAAAUUCCUUCUGCAAAAGAUUUCAGAUGUUGCCAUAGAUGUCUCGUUCUUCUCGCGCGUAUAUGCUUCGUUGUUGAAUAACCCCAGUGACGCAACAUUGAGUGCCAAAGUCCAAUUAACUUUGAAUUUUUUCGAGAUAUUGGAAGCGUUUGUCCAAAAGAUGGUUGUCAUACUUGAUAAGGCUGCCACUGAUGCAUCACCGAGAGGAGCGGGGCACCAGUGUAUCGCUGACACCAUGUGCAGUGGCGUACCCCAAUGCAACAACACUGAAUGCACGUGCCCAGAGGCCAACGAGUGCCAGUCUGAAAACGACUGCAGCGACAAAGGUCCUAAUAAGCAGAAAUGCAAAGAAAAUAAGGCUGGUUUGAUGGUGUGUGGUGAUCCACAUGUAAAACAAUCCGUCAAAGGCUCCGAUAGAUGGUUUUGUUACGAUUUCAUGGGAGUUCCUGGUGAACGUUAUUUAUUUUUAGAGGAUGGUGACUUUCGCAUUACAACAACUUUUGUUAAUGUGUUGGACGGUGAAGAACGGGUUGACUAUGUCAGCGACCUAGAUAUUGACUACAAUGAAGUGAACAUUCACCUCAGUCCGACUAACAUCACUAUUAAAGAGGGUAGUCUUGAAUACGAAACAGUCAAAUGGAAAUCAGGAAAUGUCUCCGUACCAAAAGGGUUCAUCAAAACGACAAGGAAAAGAGCAGAUUUUGUCAUAAAUGAUGGCGCGACGAGAAUAAAUGUUAUUCGAAGGGGGUUUGCAAAGAAACAUCCAUUUCUCAACUUCGGACUCACACAAACUGAGCAGUUAAACGAUAAUGCUGGUGGAAUAAUGGGUUCUAUUAGUAACACGAUGAAGUUUAAUCCCAACGUUGUUGGUAACAGGGGGAUUAUAGAAUGGUUCGGUAAUCGGGUCCCAGUUCAUGAGGAUAGUAACCACUGUCUGAAGGUUGAUAAAACAUUCACUACCAAGUUCAAUGGUUUAUUGGAGAAAUUCCGAAUCGCCAAAGAUAGUGGAAAACCUGAUGCAGUGGCGGAGAUUACAAAUGAUAAUGACACAUUUGAGUCUGUUGAAGUUACAAAUGAUGAUGAAGUCGAAACCUCAUUCAAUGCACUUGCUUAUAAUGACGAAGACAAUGCUGAAGCUACCAAAAGUGAUGACGUGGACGCACUUACAGACAGAAUAAUGCGUUUCGUGUCUCGCAAGCUCAAACAGAAGAGAAUCCAAAAACGCAAUAAUAAGAUCAACUCUCUGAUGACUAAGAGAAAAAGUUAUGAAGAGCCAUUUAAUGCUAACUUUGUCAAAUAUGUUGCCUCUGAUGUCGAUGCUUCCCAUCGGGAAGACGUCGCGAAUAACAAUGAUGAGGAUGCCGCCUUUAAUGCAACUGUAAUCAAUGAUGAUGUCGCCUUUAAUGCAAAUGCAGUCAGGGAUGAGAACGCCGCCUUUAAUGCAAAUGCAAUCGAUGAUGACGACGUCGCCUUUAAUGCAAAUGCAAUCAAUGAUGAUGUCGCCUUUGAUGCAAAUGCAGUCAGUGAUGAGGACGCCGCCUUUAAUGCAAAUGCAAUCGAUGAUGAUGUCGCCUUUAAUGCAAAUGCAUUCAGUAAUGAGGACGUGGCUUUUAAUGCAAAUGUAAUCAAUGAUGACGACCUCACCUUUAACGCAAAUGCCGUCAGUCAUGAGGACGCCGCCUUUAACGCAAAUGCAAUCAGUGAUGAGGACGUCGUCUUUAAUGCAAAUGUAUUCAAUGAUGAUGACGUAACCUUAAAUGCAAAUACAAUCAAUGAUGAGGAUGCUGCCUUUAAUGCAAAUGCAAUCAAUGGUGAGGAUUCCCCCUUUAAUGCAAAUGCAAUCAAUGACGAGGAUGCCGCCUUUAAUGCAAAUGCAACCAUUGAUGAGAACGUCGCCUUUAAUACAAAUGCUAUCAAUGAUGAUGACGUAACCUUUAAUGUAAAUGCAAUCAAUGACGAGGAUACCCCCUCUAAUGCAAAUACAAUCAGUGAUGACGACGUCGCCUUUAAUGCUAAUACAAUCAGUGAUGACGACGUCGCCUUUAAUGCAAAUGCAGCCAGUGAUGAGGAUUCCCCCUUUAAUGCAAAUGCAAUCAAUGAUGAGGAUUCCCCCUUUAAUGCAAAUACAAUCAGUGAUGACGACGUCGCCUUUAAUGCAAAUGCAGCCAGUGAUGAGGAUUCCCCCUUUAAUGCAAAUGCAAUCAAUGAUGAGGAUUCCCCCUUUAAUGCAAAUACAAUCAAUGAUGACGACGUCGCCUUUAACGCAAAUGCAGCCAGUGAUGAGGAUGCCACCUUUAAUGCAAAUGCAAUCAGUGAUGAAGAUUCCCCCUUCAAUGCAAAUGCAACCAUUGAUGAGAACGUCGCCUUUAAUACAAAUGCUAUCAAUGAUGAUGACGUAACCUUUAAUGUAAAUGCAAUCAAUGAUGAGGAUACCCCCUCUAAUGCAAAUACAAUCAGUGAUGACGACGUCGCCUUUAAUGCAAAUACAAUCAGUGAUGACGACGUCGCCUUUAAUGCAAAUGCAGCCAGUGAUGAGGAUUCCCCCUUUAAUGCAAAUGCAAUCAAUGAUGAGGAUUCCCCCUUUAAUGCAAAUACAAUCAAUGAUGACGACGUCGCCUUUAACGCAAAUGCAGCCAGUGAUGAGGAUGCCACCUUUAAUGCAAAUGCAAUCAGUGAUGAGGAUGUCACCUUUAAUGCAAAUGCAAUCAAUGAUGAAGAUUCCCCCUUUAAUGCAAAUACAAUCAGUGAUGACGACGUCGCCUUUAACGCAAAUGCAGCCAGUGAUGAGGAUGCCACCUUUAAUGCAAAUACAAUCAGUGAUGACGACGUCGCCUUUAAUGCAAAUGCAGCCAGUGAUGAGGAUGCCACCUUUAAUGCAAAUGCAAUCAGUGAUGAGGAUGUCGCCUUUAAUGCAAAUGCAAUCAGUGAUGACGACGUCGCCUUUAAUGCAAAUGCAGCCAGUGAUGAGGAUGCCACCUUUAAUGCAAAUGCAGCCAGUGAUGAGGAUGCCACCUUUAAUGCAAAUGCAAUCAAUGAUGAGGAUUCCCCCUUUAAUGCAAAUGCAAUCAGUGAUGACGAUGUCGCCUUUAAUGCAAAUGCAGCCAGUGAUGAGGAUGCCACCUUUAAUGCAAAUGCUAUCAAUGAUGAUGAUGUAACCUUUAAUGCAAAUGCAAUCAAUGAUGAGGAUACCCCCUUUAAUGCAAAUACAAUCAGUAAUGACGACAUUGCCUUAAAUGCAAAUCCAAUGAGUGAUGGGGACUUUACAUUGAAAAUGAAUGAUGUCAUUGAUAAAAUCAGAAUAUCUAAAUCCAAUGAGGAAGAAGCCAAAUUAUAUUUCAACGCUGAUGAUGCAAUCUUUAAGGCCAAUGUUGUAAAUGAUGAUGACGUAACCUUUGAUGCAAAUGCUAUAAAUGAUGUUGAUGAUGAUGAUGUCAAUGAGGAAUUUGCCAUAUGA
This is a messenger RNA of Owenia fusiformis, 3900 nucleotides long. NCBI's taxonomy places the organism in Eukaryota, Metazoa, Annelida, Polychaeta, Sabellida, Oweniidae. The record is from the annotation of a GenBank genome assembly.